AUGUAUGCAUCAACAUGUGCUUGUAAAGGUAUUCGUUCAUGUAAUCUUUGUCAACCAACGAAAGAUCAUGUCCUAGAUGAAUUUCAAUCAUAUACAACUUAUAUUUAUUGUGAUUCAUGUCGUCAAGCAAUUCGUAUGAAUAUCUAUGAAUCAAAUGCUCAAUGUCCACAUCAUAAUGAUAUUGGUAAUGAUGAAAUAGGUUUUCCAUUAGAUGGAAUUUAUCUUGUUUCGGAUUUUAUAACUGAAGAUGAAGAAAAUAAUUUAAUCAAUUCAAUUGAUAAUGAUAUCUGGCUAACAUCCCAAUCAGGUCGUUUAAAACAAGAUUUUGGUAUAAAAAUAAAUUUUAAAAAACAAACAAUAAAAACAAAAUAUUUUACUGGUAUGCCAAUGUAUUCGAAAACAUUUAUUGAACGUUUACAAACACAUCGUUUAUUAAAUGAUUUUCAAUCCGUUGAAUUAUGUAAUCUAGAUUAUUGUUCACAACGUGGUUCACAUAUUGAUCCACAUAUUGAUGAUAUAUGGAUAUGGGGUGAACGUUUAAUAACAAUAAAUUUACUUUCAAAUACAAUACUUUCAUUAAUACCUAAUGAUAAAGAUACCAAAAAAAUUAUUUAUAUUCCAUUACCACGUCGUUGGAUGAUUGUACUUUAUGGUGAUGCAAGAUAUGAAUAUAAACAUGCAAUACAACGACAACAUAUAUCGGAAAGACGUAUAGCUAUUACAUUUCGAGAAUUAACAGGAAAAACGGAAACAUUUUCUGUUGAAAAUAAAGAUUUAUAUGAAAAAAUUAUUCGUAUUGGUAAACGUUUUACAGGAAUAUCUGUUGGAAGAUUUGAAAAAAUUGUUAAUGAAAUUAAUUCAAUGAUAAAUGAUAAAAUGGAAACUGAUACAUUAUCAUUACAAGAAGAUCAAUUAAAGGAAUUAUUUGAAUCAACUUAUCAAACAAAAAUAUCAUCAUUUGAAAUGAUUAAUCCAUCGACUUAUGUAAUCAAUUCGGAUAAGAAAUAUCUUAUAAAAUUAUUUCCACAUUCAAUAAUUUCUCUUGAACAAUUACAAACAAUUUUAUCAUCAUGUCAAUUAAAUGAAACAAUUCUUAAUACAUCAAUUAAUCAAUCUCAUAUUAUUAUUAUUAAUUAUGAUAAUAAUUUAUCAACAAAUAAACAAAUGGGUCAUUUUUUAGCACAAUGGCGUUUAGCUACACGUAAUAUUCUUAAAUCAUCUUUUGAAAAUUCUCUUAAUGAGCAAUGGUUUAAUCAACAAUAUGCGAUGAUUAUUAAUAAGAAAAAGAAUAGUUAUCCAUUUUUAUUAUCAAAUUUAUUUACAUGUCAACAACAAAUAACUGAUCAAUGUGAAUAUGGUCUUUUAUGGACAGAUAAUUCUCAAUCAUCUUAUCUUAUGGAUUUAGCAUCCAUAUUUUUAAAUGAUAUGGAUAGUAUUAAAGAAAUAUUUAAUGCCUAUGAAGAAAUUGUUCAAUUAAAUGAUAAUGAAAUCAAUUUAUUAGAUACAUUUGUUCGUUUACAAUUGAUCUUAUUAAUAAAUAAUAAUGAUAUUGAUGAUGAAAAACAAUUAGAUUUACUUGAACAACUUUCAUCAAAUAUUUUUUUUGUUCGAAAUCUAGUCAGAUGA
This is a messenger RNA of Adineta steineri, 1626 nucleotides long. NCBI's taxonomy places the organism in Eukaryota, Metazoa, Rotifera, Eurotatoria, Adinetida, Adinetidae. The record is from the annotation of a GenBank genome assembly.